AUGGGAGACUCGCUUUUUGACAUCUUCGGAGACGCAACGAGGCUGGAGGUAAAAAAUGUAUCCCGACUACCGUUAUUGUCUAAUGAAAAUAUGGGAAAAACCAUAUCAUCUGGACCAAUGAAGCCUAAUGAACCUUCACAGCCUGUAAAGAAGAUUGAUACCAAUUUAAAGAGAUCAUUUCUAUCCAACACAGGAAAAGCCUUGCAAAGUACACCAAUCCAUCCAACCUUUACACCAGGAGUUAAAGUACGAUCUGUUAUUUACAGUGAUGACAAUAAUGCAGAAGCAGAAGAACUAUCAUUUGCAGAAAUAGAGUUCACUAGGCCAACUUACAGAUAUGACAACAAUGAAACUGAUAUGUUUGACUACCUCCCUCUUCCUGAGGUGAAGGUGUCAGUAACGUUGACUCCUCCUAAGACUCCACCACCACUCCUGAUGAAUAAACCAACCAUCAAUUUUGAUUGUUCAUAUGAUGAUGAUUUUUAUACAGAUGACUUCUCAAUUGACAGUCUGCCCGAGGUGGAUUUAAAUUUGCCUGAUUUAUUUUAA
Messenger RNA from Leptosia nina, 549 nucleotides. NCBI's taxonomy places the organism in Eukaryota, Metazoa, Arthropoda, Insecta, Lepidoptera, Pieridae. The record is from the annotation of a GenBank genome assembly.